Messenger RNA from Megalops cyprinoides (Indo-Pacific tarpon), 2105 nucleotides. Its product is annotated as KIAA1328 ortholog. NCBI's taxonomy places the organism in Eukaryota, Metazoa, Chordata, Actinopteri, Elopiformes, Megalopidae. The transcript has 11 exons. Bases 6 to 2093 code for a protein of 695 amino acids. The record is from RefSeq and is a predicted model, not a curated record.
UCAAUAUGGCGGAUGUGUCUGGCGGCGAGAGAACCGCCGGGAUUUAUUGGAUUAAAGACACGUCUGAUGAAGAUCAGCCCAUGGUGUUCGUCCCAGGUGUGAGCAGAGACGGAAACCUACGGCCAGGGGCGAAGGUGGGGCUGGGUUGCAGCAACAUGAGGAAAGGAAAGAUGAGAGCAGGGCAUGCUGGCGAGGUUACAGGCAUUGUGGGAGCCGGGUUCCCCAGUGAAGGGAGGGUGAAGCAGGGCAUCCGGCCUGGCAGUCAGUCGAAGGCCUCCUUUCCACCCUUUAAGGUGAAAGCUGAGCUCCACCCAACUGCUGCUGCUGUGGGAACUGUUAUGUCUUCUGCUCCAAGCCCUCACCAGCCCACAGCUUUCGCCAUUAACCAACAGGCACCGUCUCCGGCCACCCAAAGCAGAAGUAGCGUUUCUCUGAAGGACCUCUGCCCGGAGGACAAGCGGCGCAUCGCCAACCUCAUCCAAGAGCUGGCCAGAGUGAGCGAGGAGAAGGAUGUGACGGAGCAGAGGCUGAAGGACGAGCAGGAGUCCUUUGAGCGCAAGAUCCAACAGCUGGAGGAACAGAACCAGCUCAUCGUCCAGGAGCGAGGGAGCCUGCAGCAGCAGUAUCGGGAGUGCCAGGAGCUGCUGGCCCUCUACCAGCAGUACCUGGCCCAGCAGCAAGAGAAGCUCAACCAGUCCAUCACCCAGCUCAACCAGUCCCACUCCAGCUACAAGGUCAGUGACGGUCCUGUCAGGCAAUGGGCAGGGAGAGGAGAAAUGGCAGGUAUGGAUGGCUCUUAUCUGGGCCUGCCCACAGUGGGCGGAGCUGGAGCAGGUCUCAGUGGCUCCUACCCAGUCCUGGCCACGGGAGCGGUGAUGGGGCUGAACGGCUCCUCCCCGAGGUCGCCCGUAAUGGGAGGAUCGGGGGCGGGGACGCAGCCUGGGAGUGGCAAGGCAAAGGGGAAGAGCCAAGGCAAGCACUCGCGCAGGGAGAGACCCCAGAGUGCCACGCCCACGCCGAGCUCAUCCAACAGCGGGCAGGACAGCGACCUAAACGAGGGAGGAUCCCAGAAAAGGGGGUCCCGGGCAGCGAGGAGCGAACCUCGACCGGGGUGCCUUUCCAAGAGAGGGGGCUCGGGCAGAGGGGCACCCGAACGCCGGGGGACCGUGGAGCGAUGCUGCACCUGCCGAUCCUCCGCUGUGGAGAAUGACAGAGAAGACGAGGACAGCCAGGGCGCGGAGGACGCCGUGUCCCGUAGAGCGCUGGCGGAGGAAAGGAAGGGCGGGGGCUCCACCCCCGCUGCACAUCCGGCCAGCCCAGCGGACUCGGGCGGAAGGGUGGCCAUGGCCACAGCGCCCCCUAAUGGCCAGGUGGACUGGGAGGAGAGGAGGCGCUGGCUCCUGCUGCAGAAGAUGGAGCUGGAGGUGCAGCGGGAGCGCCUGCAAGCUCAGCUGGCCCAGCAGGAGGAGAGGCUGAUCCGGCAGAGCCAGCAGCUGCGGCAGUCCCGCCUCGACUUCAGCAGGUUCCAGGAGGCAGCAGCCGAACUGGAAGCUGCAAAUGGGGCUUUGUGCAGUGGAUUGGGGGAACACAACCAAGGCACAUGUGGAACAGUUACUCGGGAGACUGUCAGUGUGCCCCCUAAUGGAGUGGAGGACCUGGGCAGACAUACAGCUCAGCUGGGGGAUGGAAUGUUGCAACAUGAAGAGAAGAUGGCUCUCCCUUCACAUUCAAGGGAGGCCCUGGCUAUGUCCAGGAAGGAUGCUGCCACCUCCCCUGUUGUUUCCCAAACCCAAGUUAAGCCUAUUCCAGCCCCAGUCCUGUCCCAAACCCUUCCCAGGACCCCUCACGCCCGCGUGGACACGUCUCUGAUCGAGCUCCUGGACGUCUUGAGCCCCAUCUCCGCCUCGGGCCGAAGCAGGCUCCCCGCCAGGCCCCGUCCCGCGCGCCGACCCCACAGCGACCUAAAGCCUCAGAGGAAACCCCUCUCCGCCCUGCCGUCCCCCUGGGGCCCGCAGCGGUCCCCGUCAUUCUGCGCCCCGGACGAUGACACCGAGGAGAGCCAGAUCCUGGAGGACAUCUUCUUCAUCUGUUGAUGUGAAGGCACC